AUGAAUCGAGCCGAGUCAAGCGGACUUGCUUUAAACCAAAUGGUCGAGCAGCAGAAGGACGAGAACCUGUUCCGGAGGCAGCGUCUCGAAAACUGGUCCAGCGGACGGAUCCUCAUGGUUAAGUGGACCCACCACACGCAAGCAAAUGACGUCUCUGUUUCUGACGAGGGCAUGAAGUGUUUGCAACACGUAAAGUGA
Peronospora matthiolae is the source of this 198-nucleotide messenger RNA. The record is from the annotation of a GenBank genome assembly. NCBI's taxonomy places the organism in Eukaryota, Oomycota, Peronosporomycetes, Peronosporales, Peronosporaceae.